AUGUCCGACGAUGAUGACUACAUGAAUAUGGUCAUUGAGGAGCCUACUCAAAAGGAGACUUUUACCCAAAAAAAGCGCCGUGAACAACGAGAGGCCGAAGCCCGAGGUCGCGUCCCUUCUAAAGCGGAACGUGCUGCCCAAGAAGCCGCCCGCCGCGAUGAAGCUCUCGCAACGAGUACCCUCAACCCAACCAACAAGGGCUUCCAGAUGAUGGCCAAGCUAGGCUUCAAACCCGGCGAGGCACUCGGCAAACGCGCUGACAUUGCCACCGAAAGCGACUCCUCCAAAGCGCGUGCCGAGCCACUCAACCUCAUAUUUAAAGAGAAUCGCGGCGGAAUCGGUCUCGACAAUGAGAAAAAGCGCAAGAUUCGCGAAGAGGCCGAAGAAGCAUCCAAGAAAAUCAAGCACGAGGAAGGAACCUAUCGUGAUCGUGUGCGCGAAGAACGCGAGACGAAGCGGACCGAGGCGCAAGUGCGCGCUGCGCAAAAAGUCGCUGAGCGACUGGAUGCGGGCGAGGGACCAGACCAGGCCAAAACCGGGGAUGAAGACAAACCAAAAGAAGACGACCCGAAACCCAAGCGUAAGCCGGUCAAGCUCACGUCCCAGAUCAACGUUCUCUAUCGGGGUCUUAUUCGCGAGCGCGAAAAGCACGAUAAUGAUCGGCAGGCGCGCCAUGCUAUGCAGUCUUCUUUGCCAUCUUCUUUCUUCCCGAGGGCGAAGUUACCCGAAUACGAUGACCCGACACUGGAACGGGAUGACAAGAAAGCCCUUGGACAGCUUGAUCAGCAGACAUCGGCGCUGGAGAUCGAACUUGAGGAAGAAGAUGAGGAGCUUGAUGCUUUUAAUGCUCUUGAGCCCGGGGAGCGUCUGCAUAAGUUGGUUAUGUAUUUACGCGAGGAACAUCGGUAUUGUUUCUGGUGUAAAUAUGCCUAUGAAACCGAGGCCGAAUUGGAAGGAUGUCCUGGGCUUACAGAGGAGGAUCACGACUGA
This is a messenger RNA of Penicillium salamii, 990 nucleotides long. NCBI's taxonomy places the organism in Eukaryota, Fungi, Ascomycota, Eurotiomycetes, Eurotiales, Aspergillaceae. The record is from the annotation of a GenBank genome assembly.